Molecule: messenger RNA, 4499 nt
Organism: Melitaea cinxia (Glanville fritillary)
Lineage: Eukaryota; Metazoa; Arthropoda; Insecta; Lepidoptera; Nymphalidae
Gene: tapas
Product: tudor domain-containing protein 7
Exons: 21
Coding region: 299-3520 (1073 amino acids)
Biological process (GO): spermatogenesis
Source: RefSeq, a predicted model, not a curated record
AUUCAUUUGUGAUGACAACUGUCAUAUUGCCACCGCACGUAAAGGUGGAAUUCUGUAGCGCUGCAUAACAAACGAACGAUAUAUAUUACUUAUAUUUUCUGUAGUUUUCUUUGUAAUUUGUGGGUUAUCAUUAGUGAAUCUGAUGACAGGCAAUUUAUUUUAAAGGUAUUUUUAGAAAACAAUAUUAAACUGUCACUAUAAACGACAUCUAAGGCGUCUGAAAAAAUCGCUUUUUCAAUAUAGCAGAUUGCUGACGACUACAUGUUUUACGUAUUAUUUUAUUUGUGAAGUUUUCGAAAUGGCUGAUAAAGAACAAGUUAUCCAAGCUUUGAGAGCUACACUCAUUUCAGUGAAAGGCGCUUUAACAAUAAAGCAGUGCAACCGUGAUUAUAGAGAAUUACAAGGAGAAUGGAUCCCAUAUAAAAAGCUAGGUUAUCCCAGUCUAGAGAAAUUAUUUCAAGAUGUUCCUGGCUUUAAAAUAACUCAAGUAAAUGGUGAUUGGGUAGUUGAUGCUAUUGCAAGCCAGGAAACACAGCAUAUAGCUACAAUGGUUGCACGCCAGAAGUCAAAUAAAAAGCACAAUUUAAAAUUGAAUUACCCUAAUCGUUUUCCAAAAAAACAAGGGUCUUGGAGAAAACCGACUUCAUCAUCCUAUUAUCACUCUAACGUCAGCAACCAAUAUUCAAAUUAUUAUAAUUGCAACAAGUCUAAUAAACAGAACAAAACCAAUGAUGUAAGGGCUUCACUUCAAACUGGGAAAAUUUUUAAAAUAUCCACUGAACAUCAAGACAAAACUGUUGUAAAUAAUCUGAAAAAGUUAAAUGCAACUACCCCGGUUACAAAAGACACUAAAGAACACAAACAUUCCACUAAAAAUGAAAAAGAGAAUGAUGGAAGAAGCGUUGGCAAAAUUUCGGCUUCUCAGAGGUUGUCUAAUCUACGUGAUAGACUAAAUACAGUUGAUUUGAUACCUUUGCAACUUCCAGUUCACAAUGACUACAUUCUGCAGGAAAGCGGAGAUAUAGUCAAACACGCAGUACCUGCUCACUCGUUAGAGCCUCCACCGGAUUCAACCUCUGCGAUUGAAAAACUCGAAUGGACCUGCCGAAAGUUAGGUCUGCCUCAGCCGACGUACAAGUUUAUCGAUAUACGACCCAAGCGCGGACCUCCGUGCUUUCACUGUUCAAUCAAGGUGGGCGGCUCGUACUCUGUGUCGUCGUACCCCGAGUCGUCGCCGAGCGAGGAGCUGGCCAAGGAGCUGGCGGCCGUGAAGCUGCUGGCCGUCAUCGAGAGCUCGGAGGCGGGCGGGCUGCCCACGUCGGGCGGCGCGGCGGCGCUGGCGGGCCUGGCCGCGCUGCUGGCCGACCGCGCCGCCGGCGUCUGGGCCACGCAGGUGCCGCACCUCUACAGGGAAAAGUAUAAAGAAAAUUUACCAAGCAACUGGUUGGAGUUAGUAGAGAAUUGUCCUCUUAUAUUGAAAGAUAGACUUGUCAAUGGAUUGGUACUUCUACCCAACAAUGAGGAGGUCAAAACGCCAUUGAUUGAAUCUUUACUUCUUGAAGAAACAAGCGAUACUAACUUGCCACCCUUGCAAUUUCCGGAAAAUGAUUUUUGGAAUGUCUUUAUAACGGUAGCGAAUUCAACCCUCGAAGUUUGGCUUCGAAUUAUUGGUGUUGAAUAUAGUGACGCAUUUGAGGUUCUUCUAAACGACAUGGCCGAGUAUUAUGACCACAGUGGCACAUCAGUGGACAAAUCUAUGAUAAUAAAAAAUGCCUGGUAUGCAGUGAAACUAGACGAUGGCGGUUGGCAGCGAGCGAAAAUUUUAGAAAUCGAAGACGAAAAAGCGACCGUCUUCCUUGGCGAUCACGGAGACGACGAUUCAGUUUAUUUUAGUAAUAUAAAAAUACUGGAAACACAAUUUCGGAAACUUCCGGCUCAGGCGGUGCUGUGCCGGCUGGAGGGCGCGGAGGAGCUGGCGGCCAGCGAGGCGGGCGCGGCGCUGGUGCGGCGCCGCCUGCCCGGCGAGGUGCUGGUGGCCGCGCCCGCGCCGCGCACCGACCCCUCCGACCCCUCCGUCGCCGUCGUGCUCUACGACACCUCCACCCCGCGCGACCUCAACCUCAACAAGGAGAUCGUGCACGACUUCUGCAUGUCCGGUGCCUUCUCGCUUACGCAGAAGCUGUGCGCGGUGGAGGUGGGCUGCGUGACGGAGGAGGGGCGCGUGUGGGUGGCGCGCGCGGGCGGCGCGGACGCGGUGCGCGCGGCGCUGGCGCUGCUGACGGCCGGCCCCUACCGCCGCCCGCUGCCCGCCGCGCCGCACGCGCCGCCCGCGCAGCCCGGCGCGCUCUACAUCGUGCGCACGCUCGCCGGCGACUGGGUGCGGUGCGUGAUCAUCAGCGGGCUGGACGGCGAGGGCACGGUGCGCACGCAGCUGGUGGACAGCGGGCUCAUCCUGCGCGCGCCGCUGUCGUCGUUGGUGCCGCUCAGCACCUUCUCGCCCGCGCUCGACGCCUACCCGCACCAGGCGGCGCAGGUGCGGCUGGGCGCGGCGGAGCGCGUGGCGGCCAGCAUGGCGGGGCGGCUGCGCGAGCUGCUGCUCGGCGCGGCCGUGCUGUGCCGCGCGCUGCCCGGCAGCUCCGGCAACGACUCCGUGCCGCACGUCGAGCUCUUCGUGCGCUCCGGGCCCAAGAACUUCCUCGUGCCCGUCAACAACUCCAUCCUCAUGGAGUACGAGUACCUGCAACUCGCAAACCCCAAGGAGGAGGAAAAGGAGACGACAAAGCACCUGGAGGAGCUCACCAAGAAGAAGGAGCGCAUAUUCCCUACGGCGUCGUCGGGUGCGGAGGGGCGUGAGGGGCGCGAGGCGCGGGAGGGGCGCGAGGGCCGCCCCGGGGCGCUGCCGCCCCCCGCGCUGCCCGCGCCCGGAGAGUACUACGACGUGUACGUCGCCAUGGCCGCCAACCCCUGGAACUUUGUCGUUCAACCGAUCAGUACAAGACACACGUUGCAGACAAUGAUGGCAAAGCUUCAAGAUGAGUGCCCGAAGAUUCCCGAAUCGGAGGCUCCUACAAAACCGACCGCUGGAGAGCUUUACACGGCCUACUAUGAUAAAGAUGACUCGUGGUAUAGGGUGGUGGUGGCGAGCGCGGUGUCGGCGGAGAUGGUGUCGGUUUACUUCUGCGACUUCGGCGACCUGGCGCUGCUGGCGGCGCGCGCGCUGCGGCCCGUGCCCGCCGCCGCGCCGCUCGCGCGCUCGCUGCCGCCGCAGGCCGUCAAGGCGCGGCUGCACGAUGUUAAACCUCUACAUCAAGACUGGACUGUAGAAGACUGUAUUAGAUUUCAAGACUUAUGCGUGGAGCAAGAAUUUGUCAGCGUAUGCAAGGAAGUCGGCAAGGAUCCGCUGAACCCUACCGAACCUUUACUCACGCUCGACCUCAUAGAUACCUCUACAGAUGAAGACAUUUAUAUUAAUAAGCAAUUAGUCACAGAAGAACGAGCCCGGCUAGCUUCGGCUUCUUAAAUGUCGUUCUUAUUAAAAAAUAAAGUAAAGAUAAUUAGCUAUUUAAUUUUUUUUAUAUUCGCCGUUAUGUUUAUAUAUCUGUCUAAUUCGUGAUAUAUUCUUUUAGUUAACUUUGUUACUUUUAAUUAUUUCUGUAGUAAGUGGUUUUUUCGUUUAUAAUGUUAAAUUUUUUACUUCUGUCCAUUUUUUGUUCGUCUGAACUUUUCGAACAAAAUGUCAUUUGAACAUUUUGAUUGUGAAAUUUUUAGAAAAUGUUGCUGUAUGUUAACGUUAAUAUAAAAAGAAUAAACUGUUUUCUGUGCAGUUAAUACAUGAAUGGUUGUCGUUUCACUAUUUUUUUGAUUGUAGUGAAUACUGACAAUUAAGAUUAUUUUUAUUGUUAAUGCAUUUAUUUUGACUGAUAAAGGUGACUCAUAUGUUUUACACAUGUAUAAUAUGACAGACUGUACAGAUCUGAUCUCAGUUGUUACUUUGUUUUCGAAAACUAAUUUAUUAGACUUAAUUUCAACAUACGAACUAUUAUUAUUUUUUACUUCUUAUGACCACAUAAGAAGGCAGUAGUUAUUUUCCUAAAAUUUUUGCUUCUUAGAAAAGUCGGUAGUAAUAUUAAUCUCAUGUUUGUUACGAUUAUAAUCCCAUGUUAUGUGAUAUUUAAGUCCCUGUUUAUAAGUUAUAAAUUAUUUGAAAAUCUUUAAUCUUUAAUAAAACGUUAACUUACAAAAAAAAACAUAAAAUAGGAAAAUGUCAAAAAAAACUAAAUUUGGUAUAAAGACAUAUUAGAACAUACUUUACUCCUAAAUAAAAAUGGUACAUGUUUUUUCAUAUAAUCCAAUUAUAGUAUAGACAUAGAAACAAUAUUAAUGUUUAGUAACCUAAUAUUUUACAAUACCAUAUAUCUACCCGCAUGACUUCAUUGUUCUCGGAAUCUGUAGAAUCUGUGUCCUGUGCACUAUCAAAAUAAAAGUAAUGCGUAUUCAAA